Messenger RNA from Alnus glutinosa, 818 nucleotides. RefSeq lists its product as uncharacterized. The record is from RefSeq and is a predicted model, not a curated record. Lineage: Eukaryota; Viridiplantae; Streptophyta; Magnoliopsida; Fagales; Betulaceae. The coding region runs from base 46 to 690 and encodes 214 amino acids. The transcript has 2 exons.
UUGCCGUAAUCCAGUUGAAGAUUCAUAAUCGUUCACGUAGCUAACAUGGCAGGCACCAAAGUAAGCCUGAAACUUGUGGUAGAUAAAAGGAAGCAACGACUGAUCUUUGCUGAAGCAGACAAAGAAUUUGUUGAUUUCCUCUUCAGCAUUUUCAGUCUGCCCGUCGGAACAGUCACUAGGCUCCUCAAAGAGGAAGGCAUGGUAGGCUGCUUGCCAAGCCUCUACAAUAGCAUUGAAAAUAUGAGCGAUGCAUUCUUUCAGCCAGACCGGAAAAAAGAUUUCCUGUUAAAGCCCAGAGUAGUCAUUCCUGGUCCUAAAGUCCCUCUCCUCUUGCCAAACGUUGAUGAGUUAUUUACAUGCAGGAAAAAAUUAAAUAGUAUCUGCAAUAACAGCGGUUGCAGCUCCUAUCGAAUUCGCGAAAUCGAAUAUAAGCAGGGGAAUUCAUGUUCUAGUUGCAUCAAUUUCGUGAACUGUAUCUCUAGAGAGGUAGGUUACGUGAAAGGGAUGGUUCGAUACAUGGUGACGGAUGAUCUGGAGGUGAAGCCCAUGUCCACCAACUUCGGUAUCACUCUGCUUAGAGAGUUUAAUGUCAAGGAUAUUGAGGAGAAAGUGGUCGAUUUGGGCAUGGAUGAGGGUCUCAAAUUGCUCAAGGCUUCUCUACAAUCGAAGACGGUUCUGACUUCUGACUGACGUCUUCCUUCCAACCAGUGGAGAUCAUUGAAAGAAGCGAGUGGUUGCAUUGUAUUGGUCUUGUACGUAAUUUCUAGGUGCAAGAACCCUGUGGGAUUAUUUAUCCAAAAAAGUAUCGAUCUAUCACU